Messenger RNA from Drechmeria coniospora, 345 nucleotides. RefSeq lists its product as uncharacterized. The coding region runs from base 1 to 345 and encodes 114 amino acids. The transcript has a single exon. NCBI's taxonomy places the organism in Eukaryota, Fungi, Ascomycota, Sordariomycetes, Hypocreales, Ophiocordycipitaceae. The record is from RefSeq and is a predicted model, not a curated record.
AUGUCCCAGUCUCAGUCUGAGCUCAUAUCCAUCCUAGCCAACAGAAAGGCGGCACCGCAGUGGAAGCAGCGACCGCAGAAUGCCCCCGCGAUGCCGCAACUGGGAGGUAGGAAAACAGUGGCCGGCAUGUUAUCCCGGUCGGUAAACGUGGAGCCAUCCAGCUCGUCGAACGACUUCGCGACCCAGCAGACAGCGCGCUCUGCGCCUUAUUCCCACCCAAAUACGCAUGGCACGGGCAAUAUAUGGUAUAACGAUGCAACAGUUCUCCGCGAGGGUCAACCGCUAACAGUGUCCAGGGCCACGGACAAUGGCGAAUCCAGUCAACAGACCAAACUCUCCAAGUGA